Messenger RNA from Venturia canescens, 3497 nucleotides. RefSeq lists its product as uncharacterized. The record is from RefSeq and is a predicted model, not a curated record. The transcript has 17 exons. NCBI's taxonomy places the organism in Eukaryota, Metazoa, Arthropoda, Insecta, Hymenoptera, Ichneumonidae. Bases 2309 to 3418 code for a protein of 369 amino acids. Gene Ontology annotation, molecular function: zinc ion binding.
AAACCCAGUUGUGAUAUCUUAAGUGAAUUAUUUUCCUUCGCUCAUUGAAAAAAUUGACUGAUACUAUCAAAAUAAGGGUUAUUCCUUGCUAAAGAAAACACGCGGGCUUCAACAUAUUCAGACAAUAGUUACUGAAAAAAAAUUUGACUGCGAUAUCAUUGAAAAGUUUAUGUUUCUGUGAUGAGAAUGAAAACUGGCUUCCGUUAACGUGGAAAAACUUUCAUUUUCUCCGCUGAAAAAAAAUCAAAUUCCACGAUCUGUCAUUAUUCUCUUCUCUACGUUCUUUGAAAAAUUCAACUAAUGAAACUUGAACAACAGUUAUUAAAAAGCAUUUCAUUGCUCUGCUGAUUAAGAAACCCUGUUGUGAUAUCUUUGAUGAAUUAUCUCUCUUGCUGGGAAAAUUUUUUUUUCUCUCUGUUGGGAAAAAACUUCGUUUUAAUUCAAUAUAUUCGUACAUUAGUUAAUUACAAAGCAUAAGUAUGCACGUCGUAUUCGUGCGUGAUCCAAUUUAGAAUUCUAAAGGGUUUGUUUGAAAUCAUUUUAAAAAAAUCGAAUAUAAUGAAUCCUUCAAUCUUAUUACAUAGUGCAUCCCUGUAUUGAAAUCAUCUGUUCAAUAAUUGAAACAAACUUCAGUUCGAUUUCUCUUGAUUUCCCAGUUAUCUACGCUGUAGUUGGAAAACUAUUUAUCAAGGGACGGCAAAAUUACUAAAUGGGCUUAUAGAAGAUGGACAUCCCCAUUCGCAAUACUGUGUUCCAGACGAUAUGGUUGAGCAUAUAUGUCGCUUUAAAACUGUGUUAUCGGAUGCUCUUUCUCGGCAUUGGUACAAAUUAAAAGAUUUUUACGAUGCGUAUGCAGUUCUGUAAGUUUUUUCGCGUAGUUUCAUAGUUUUUCAUAUGUGCUUUUAUGUAUUCUCUAAAAUAGUUAGCUUUUACUAUACUGAUUCAUUGAUAAAUCUCAAAAACCGUAUCUUUACGGCAACGAGUAAGACGUACUAUUUCUUCUUAGCUUGUUGAUCGGAGUUCUCACUUUUAUUGUUAUGAUUGCUAUUCCCAUAUCAAGUCAUCCAGAAGCAGCCAGCCAUGUUUCAUUCCGAUCCAUCAAGAGCUUUAUGAAAGAAUGCAGAAAGAAGCAUUAUCCCCCGAGUCCACAUACGGUCCGUGAAUUCGUGGAUCGACUCGUUGAUCCAGUGUUUGCUCGCAAUCUAGAGUACGAUAAUGGUCGACUUUCUGUGCGUUUGAUCAUUGCCAACAGCAGUGCACAGCAUGCCCUAUUUUUCGAUAAAAAUUUCGUGCGGCAAGAAAUGGCUGAGGUAUCAAGGCUUCUUAUUGAUGGAACGUUUUGUUCGCGACCCCGGAUUGAUGGAGAAUAUGAAUUGCUCACUAUUAUGGGGAUAAAAUUGAAUCACGGCUUCCCCUUCAUAUGGGUCAUCAUGACAUCAAAGACGCAAAAUGCUUAUGAAGCAUGUUUGCAAUAUGUAAAAACACAUAUUCUGCAUGCGCAUAACAUUCUUCUUGUAAUGAGCGACUUUGAACGCGCAUUGCGGAAUGCUGUUUUGAAAGCAUUUCCAACCGCUCUAAGUACGGGUUGUAAUACCCAUCACGAUCGUGCGAUAUAUAAGAAAGCCAGGGCCCUCCAUCUUCAAAAUUUAUUUCGGAUCAACGCAGAAGCCAAAAGUUUUUUCAAAAAACUCUGGCGUAUUUGCCUGCGGAUCAUAUUGCCAACCAAUUCGAAACUAUCAAGAAUAGCUUAACACCGACAGUCCGAAGACAGCUGAACCCACUAUGCGACUAUUACGCCCGGUAUUGGCUAGGAAUUGUCAAGCCAGAGGGCUUUAGCGUCUAUGGGCUUAGCUGUCGGACGAACAAUAUCGUGGUCUUAUCACAGCAGACUAAGCACAGGAUAGAAGCUCGCCCUGGUCCUUGGGACUUUGUUUGCAAGCUACUCAAACUACAAGCCAACGUUCGAUCGGACAUCGAACACUUAAAAAAAAUGUACCGAUCGGCAGGCACGCACGUUAUUCGACAGUCUUCAAGCAAAAGAAAUUGAUAAAAGCGUGGUGUGAGCUGCACAUGCUUGAAAUUACGGUAAAUGAAUUCAUCGAAAAGGCAGCGGCUUUAAAAGGCAAUCGAAAUAAUCAUGGCUAAUCACCAAGAUAUGCAAGAAAAUGACGAGGCUCAUGAACAUGAGCUGCAGGAAACUCCAUCGGUCAAUCCGUUAGAUCCAGAUUUCGAGCGAGAAAUAUUCUCUGAGGAACCACUCUGAUGGCUCCUGGACAAUUCCGUAACUUUUCAAGAAAAUGAACAAUUUAUGCCGAUUGUGAUCGAUGACGACUCGGACGCUUCGUCACUUGUUUCUAAUGCCAACAAUGAAGAUGUGGGAAAUUUGCUUCUGGGUGAUGAAGAACGGAGGACAUUCCCACAACCCAACAUAAUUGAAAACCAGCCGAUUGUGAUCGACGACGACUCGGACGCUUCGUCACUUGUUUUUAAUGCCGACAAUGAAGAUGUGGGAAAUUUGCUUCUGAGUGAGGAAGAACGGAGGACAUUCCCACAAUCCAACAUAAUUGAAAACCAGCCGAUUUUAAUCGACGACGACUCGGACGCUUCGUCACUUGUUUUUAAUGCCAACAAUGAAGAUGUGGGAAAUUUGCUUCUGGGUGAGGAAGAACGGAGGACAUUCCCACAACCCAAUAUAAUUGAAAACCAGCCGAUUUUAAUCGACGACGACUCGGACGCUUCGUCACUUGACAGGAAUGCAAAUCCGCUUCCAAGGCAAAGGAGAGAGGAAAUUACUCCAGACCCUCCAACCUCUUCGACAACACAGGCGUUGAAGAAGCAAAAACGCAACAAGCGUCGAAAAGAUAUGAGAAGAAGAGCGAUUGUACGAAGACAAGAUGCUUCAAAUUCGGGAAAUAUCGAACUUGGGCAGCAGUUGAGUACAGCAGAGAACCGGCUCCAAAAUAUGCAGAACAAUGGCCAGCAAAUAAAAAAAUAUUUCGUAAUGAAUAUAACCAUAAGGACUGGAUUUGAAAGAGUGAUCCAUGAUAUCAUUUUUCAACCAGAAACAAUACCCAAAGGAAAAGCUUUGGUGAAAGCAAAUCAUGUACGGAAUGUCGAAGAACGGAGAACGAAUGGAGAAAGUUUUUUAAUCCAGGCUCAAGUUAUAAGGCAAACUUCGGUCACAUCUCCACCUUACUGUACAAAAUUGAAUAUCAAUGCAGUUCGGAAAGUCAUUGGUGUUUCUUGCAAUUGUGUUUACAAUAAAAGCGGACGUUGUAAACAUAUAGCAGCAUUAAUUUACUAUAUCAACUGUGAAGACAGCUUAACCAAAACAGAUUUUGAACAACAAUGGUGUAACAAAUUCUCUUUUCUUUUUUGUUUAUCGUGUUCCUACUUGUACAGAGAUUCACUCACAUAGACGACAUAUAUAUAUAUAUAUGUUGAAGCAUUGUAACAAACAACAAAAUGAUUUAUUAUAACAUUGGCGUACAGUUGCA